Neoarthrinium moseri is the source of this 1536-nucleotide messenger RNA. RefSeq lists its product as uncharacterized. Lineage: Eukaryota; Fungi; Ascomycota; Sordariomycetes; Amphisphaeriales; Apiosporaceae. The coding region runs from base 1 to 1536 and encodes 511 amino acids. Gene Ontology annotation, biological process: regulation of transcription by RNA polymerase II. The record is from RefSeq and is a predicted model, not a curated record. Gene Ontology annotation, molecular function: DNA-binding transcription activator activity, RNA polymerase II-specific. The transcript is spliced from 2 exons.
AUGGACAUGAACGUAGACCUCGAUCUGGACUUAGAUCUCGAUCCUUUGGGACCCGGUGAUACUGAUUUCUCCUAUUUCGAGCCUCUUGCUGACGACGAGGCAUCGGCGGGCCAGUCCAGUCAUCAUGGGCCGCUCGCAAGCCGCCCCUAUCACAGCAAGGCGGGCUCAACGUCCUUCAGAUCUCCCGGAUCAACCAGGGGGAGGACACCACCAGCGUCCACCGUUAACGACAGCACUGCCCUUGUCGUUGCGGAGCCCAUGUUUCGCCCAGUGGGGAUGAGCGACGCAAAUGACAUGAAGAUGCUCUGGUUCUACACUGCGGAGACAUAUCACUCGUUCAAUGUCGAGGGCGGCCGCACUGGCUCCGUCGACCAUGUCUUGCGGGUCAGGAUCCCUGAGCUGGCCUUCCGUUCACCGUUCCUCAUGCAGACGCUGAUGGGUCUGUCGGCCCUCAAUCUGAAAACCCUCAAUCAGGAGGUAGACGAUCAAAAGGCGGUGGCCUACAGGGCCAAGGCUUUUGAAGGAUACAGGAACGCAAUUGAGGCCGGCCGGGAGGAGGAUUACCCGGCGCUGCUUGCCGGCUCACUCUUGAUAUGUGCCCUGAGCAGCGAGAUGUUCCGUGAGGCCGACACAAAGCCUUUAUACAUCAUCGACUGGAUGGUCGUUUGGAGAGGAAUCGGACUCAUCGUCGAAAUGGUGUCCCCGGCUACCAUAGCCAACUACGGCUUGGCCGUGCUGUUCUACCGACCACCAAUAGACUUGGAGAAGUCAACGCGGCAUAUCCCCAACAAUCUACUAUUCAUGGUGCAGUCGAUAGGCCCAGACGACGCGGACUAUGAGCACCAACAGACCUACUACACCAUGUUGAGAUAUCUCGGCUCUCUUUACCAAGAACUCGAGAAUGGGUUCAGUCCCAUCAUGGACCUUAGAGUCAUUACGUUCUUCACCUUCAUUCCAAGAGAAUUCAUCCCCUUGGCCAAGGAACACCGUCCUCGAGCUCUCGUAAUUCUGGCGCAUUAUUGUGCCUUUACGAAACAGAACCGGGGCCCUUGGUGGAUGUGGCGCAUUGGGAGUCGACAGAUCCAGGAAAUCAGUGAUGCCGUCGGCGAUGCAUGGGAACAUCUUAUGCGGGUUCCACGAAAGGUCAUGUACCUCGAAGACCGAACCGAGAUCGCAAAAACUAUCCUACAGAAUGCGACUUGGACACCGCCGGAUCAAGAUCUAUACGCCCCUGAAACAAGGGAUCCGAGGUGCAAGACUUUGCAGAUGGUAACCGACGAGGGGGCAGUCGCAAGGAUUGUUGACGGCGAGUGGGAGCUCGAUCCGCCACCUCUCUUCGUGAACAGAAUGAGGCUCGGUGAUCCCGACGCGGAUCUCGAGCCAGAUAAGCUGCUAGGUGAGCAGGGACAACCGAUCGAUCUGGACUCACCCAUCUCGAAUUCGAGGUCAUCUUCGACACUAUCUCCGGCUCCCUCUUCUGUAAUGACAUCUGGGUCCAGCAACAGAGCUUCGAGUCCCGAUGCGAUCUCCUCUUGA